Molecule: messenger RNA, 3501 nt
Organism: Cydia splendana
Lineage: Eukaryota; Metazoa; Arthropoda; Insecta; Lepidoptera; Tortricidae
Exons: 24
Coding region: 1-3501 (1166 amino acids)
Cellular component (GO): membrane
Molecular function (GO): ligand-gated monoatomic ion channel activity
Source: RefSeq, a predicted model, not a curated record
AUGGAGCUGGCGGCGUUCGUGUUGGCGUAUUUCGCGGCAAAGCGGCUGACGCUGCUCACGGCUUUUCUCUGCUGGAGACCAGAUGAGCUAUCGGUACUAUGGCGCGAAGCGCAGCGCCACGGCAUGCGGAUCAACCUUGCAGAUUGGGAGCGACUGCCUACACUGGAGCCUUACGGAAUACACCGCGAGGGAAUGCUGCUGGACCUAACUUGUCCUGGCGCACAACUCGUGUUAGAGGAGGCUUCCGCAACCCGUGCCUUCAACCUUCGUCACUCCUGGCUGCUUCUGCUCAACGCUCCGUUCAACGCAACCCUGAUGGAGGCCACUCUGGGCUCAACAUUAGUGUUGGCAGAUGCCGAUGUGGCCUGGGCGGCCAGCGAUCAACUUCUGGAUGUUUACCGAAUCAAGCACAACCAGCCGCUGGUUAGUCCAAUAGCGACGCCGCUGGGUAACGAAGCAGCUCGGACAUGGGCAGUCCUUCCCGCCGCGCCCACGAGAAGGAGACACCUUAACAACGUCUACAUAAGCGGCUCUGUUAUUAUAUCGCUUCCCCAGUACUUUAAAGGCUGGAAUGACCUGACAACGCGUCACAUCGACAUUGUCCCCAAGCUCACGUAUCCGCUCAUGAUGCUGUUGGCAGAGGACCUGCACUUCAGGUACAACCUGAAGCAAGUGGAGUGGUACGGCGAGAACCGGAACGGCUCGUUCGACGGCUUGGCGGGGCAGAUCCAGAGAAAUGAGAUCGAAGUUGGCAUCACCUCUCUAUUUAUGCGUGACGAUCGCAUCCAAGUCAUGCAUUUCUUCUCAGAGACUUUUGAGCUCAGGGGAGCGUUCAUAUUCCGGCAGCCCUCUAUGUCGUCAGUAUCCAACGUGUUUUUGCUGCCGUUCAGCCGCGGCGUGUGGCUGGCCACGUGGGCAAUGCUGGCGUCAGCCGCGGUGAUUCUGGCGCUGCUAGCGCGGCGGCAGCAGCUGCGAGCUAUGGACUCGUCGCUGCAGCGGCUGUCCUUUGGAGAAUCGGUCAUUUUUAGCAUUGGCACCGUGUGCCAGCAAGGAUUCCACGGGGUACCGGAGCUGGCCUCGGCACGUAUAGUGAUGUUCUGCUCCCUAAUGCUGGCCUUGUUCGCGUUUACUUCAUACUCCGCCAAGAUCGUGGCCAUACUGCAGACACCUAGCAAUGCCAUACGCACCAUUGAAGACCUCACGCGCUCGCCCAUGACCCUCGGAGUGCAAGAGACAACGUACAAGAGGACAUACUUCGCUGAGAGCACUCAACCAGCAACACAGCAGCUGUAUCAGCAAAAACUGCUGCCGCUCGGUGACCGAGCAUACCUUAGUGUCGUAGACGGCGUAGCCCGUUUACGUACCGGUCUCUUCGCCUUCCAGGUAGAAGAGCCAUCCGGCUACAAUAUCAUCAGCAAAACGUUCACGGAGCGCGAGAAGUGUGGCCUCACGCAGAUCCAGGCCUUCAAGUUGCCCAUGGUGGCCGUACCCGUGCGGAAACACUCUGGAUACAAGGAGCUUUUCGCCACCAGGAUGCGAUGGCAGCGGGAAACGGGGCUGCUGGACCGUACACGGAAGCUCUGGCUGGCGAGCAAGCCGCGCUGCGACGCUGCCUCGGGAGGCUUCGUCAGCGUCGGCAUCAUUGACAUCUUGCCUGCUCUUCACGUACUGAUCGCGGGUAUGGCAGCAUCGCUGUUAUUUCUGGUGAUAGAGCGUAGCAUGAUUUGGGUCUUCGCCGGCAUGGAGCUGGCAUCGUUCGCGUUGGCCUACUUCGCUGCCAAGCGGCUUUCGCUGCUCACCGCCUUUCUCUGUUGGAGACCAGAGGAGCUAUCCACACUAUGUCGUGAUGGGCAACGCCAAGGCAUGCGUAUUAGCGUAGCUGACUGGGCGCAACUUCCGGCCCUUGAGCCCUACGGGACUCACCGGGAAGGCAUGCUGCUGGACGUGACCUGUCCUGGCGCCCCGUUCGUUCUAGAAAAGGCGUCUUCAACCCGCGCCUUCAAUCUCCGCCACACCUGGCUAUUGUUGCACGACGCACCGUUCAACGCAUCCCUGAUGGAGGCCACCCUGGGCUCGACACUAGUGCUCCCAGACGCCGACGUCGCCUGGGCGGCCAACGAUCAACUUCUGGAUGUAUAUCGGAUCAAGCACGACCUAGCGCUGGUUACUAUACCGUUGGGGGACGACGCGGCACGUGUAGCACUCCCCGCCGCACCAACUAGGAGGCGAGACCUUAACAACGUGUACUUGAGGAGUUCUACUAUAAUAACGCAGCCCCAAUUCUUCAAGGGCUGGGAUGACCUGACGGUGCGGCAAAUUGAUACCUUCCCUAAACUUACGUGGCCGCUCAUGCACCUGCUGGCAGACGACCUACACUUCAGGUACAACUUGAUACAAGUGGAUUUAUAUGGCGAGAACCGGAAUGGCUCCUUCGACGGCCUGGCGGGGCAGCUGCAGCGUCAGGAGAUCGAAGUCGGCAUCACUUCCAUGUUCCUCCGUGCCGACCGCAUGCAAGUUCUGCACUUCUGCUCCGAGACCGUUGAACUCAGGGGAGCUUUCAUAUUCCGGCAGCCGUCGAAAUCGUCAGUCGCCAAUGUGUUCCUCCUGCCAUUCAGCCGCGGAGUGUGGAUAGCGACGGUACUCACGCUGGUGCUAGCUGCAGCAACGCUGGCGCUGCUGGCGCGGCGGCAGCAGCUGCGAGCAGUCGAUGCAUCGUUGGCACAGCUCUCGGUAGGGGAGGCUGUCAUCUUUACCGUCGGCACCGCGUGCCAACAAGGGUUCCAUAUCGUGCCUGAACUGGCUUCAGCGCGCGUUGUGAUGUUCUGCGCCCUGAUGACGGCCCUAUUCGCGUUCACCGCGUACUCUGCCAAGAUCGUAGCUAUCCUGCAGACGCCCAGUGAUGCCAUCCGCACCAUCGAUGAUCUCACGAACUCCCCUAUGACCAUGGGAGUCCAGGAGACCACGUACAAGAGAGUUUAUUUUGCUGAAAGCACUCAGCCGGCGACACAGAGGCUGUACCGGCACAAGUUGUUGCCGCUCGGCGACCGAGCGUACCUCAGCGUUGUGGACGGCAUAGCGGCCAUGCGUACAGGCCUUUUCGCUUUCCAGGUGGAAGAGCCAUCCGGCUACGCUAUCAUCAGCAAAACUUUCACAGAACGCGAAAAGUGCGGGCUCAAGCAGAUUCAGGCCUUCAAGUUACCCAUGGUGGCCGUGCCCAUACGGAAACAUUCCGGCUAUAAGGAACUCUUCGCCACCAGGUUGCGAUGGCAGCGCGAGACGGGUCUGAUGGACCGCACGCGACGCAUUUUGCUGGCGAGCAAGCCGCGCUGCGACGCCAACUCGGGCGGCUUCGUGAGCGUCGGCAUCAUUGACAUCUUGCCUGCUCUGCAUGUGCUGGCUGCUGGGAUGGCAGCUUCUGUACUGUUCCUGGUCUUCGAGCGCAGCAUGGCCCGUUUUAAGUGCUGUGGACGUCCGCGGCACCUAACGCCCUACGUGGAGUAG